This is a messenger RNA of Saccoglossus kowalevskii, 2265 nucleotides long. RefSeq lists its product as uncharacterized. NCBI's taxonomy places the organism in Eukaryota, Metazoa, Hemichordata, Enteropneusta, Harrimaniidae. The record is from RefSeq and is a predicted model, not a curated record.
CAGAUCCUCUUUACCGAUCGAAGAACAAUAAAAUCUUGCCUUCGUCAUUGUAGAGACAUCAGUUUAACUUCGGUUCCUUCAGGGGUGGACAUCACUUGGCGCCCGCUGCACCAGGUUGAUUUUCUAACGCGUUUGUGAUAUACUCCUUGUGUACGAUUACGGAUAAAACUGUUGCAAACAUCUAAACAUUGUUGUCGUAUCCAUAGUAACAAGAUAUGGUAUGUAAAGGGCCACAGUGAACUACGUCACUUUAAAGUUAACUGCGCCGAGUUACACUACUUUUAACUACCCCUGUACUGCCAAAGCCAUUUAUUAAGAUGUGUGGAGAGGCUUUUUACACGCUUUUGGUCCUAGUAGUUUUUGCAUCUAAGUGCACGGGCGAGAAUGCCGAUUUGAGGGUAUCCGGCCUAUCCAUAAACAACCCCAAUCCCAACCAGAAUACACCGGUCUACUUAGUAGAUACUGCCACCACUGUGGCUCUCAUGACGUUCUACGUCAACAACGACGGACCCGAUAAUUUGGAAGCAGCGGCAUCUGGAAACAACUAUGAAGUUAAAGUUUAUAUUGCUGAACUUAACAGCGAUGAAACUGCUAUAGUUGCCUCUGACGAAGUAUCGACGUUCACUUUGUCUGACGAAAGCGGGCUAUCCGGGGCAUUGGCGAACGGAGCCAACGUAUUUUACAUGGCAACUAAUUUCGCACUGACUUAUCCAAGUAAUCUCUGCGCUUCGUACACCCACGUGUGUGCAAAAGUUGAAAAAGACGCCGGUGCCACUUAUGACGACACUGAUGCGACCAAUGACUUCAAUUGUCUGCCCUUCAUUCAGGGAACCACUGGAUCAGCUGCUGGAUUAACAGACUGUCCGUCAGAUAUUGUACCUAUUGCAUUGAACGUAACCGAUCCGUCGCCACCAUCGUUUGUUUACGGCAGUGAAGUAAACGUAACAUUGAGCGUCACUAUAGAAAACCAGGGCGGUACAGCGGUGGUCGGUUCAACAGCCAACGAAGACAACUUGGCAUUCAGUAAGAUCUUCAUCGCAAAUACUCAAAGUGAGAGUGCCUCCACUAUGGUUGACUUCAGCGACACGUUGCAGUAUACGUGGAAUGACGUCAGUGAUGGCAUCGAUGAAUGGGGUAAUACGGAGUAUAGUGGAAUCACUGCUUCAAUAACAAUACCGGAAGUGGACUGCGCAGAUUAUGUAUAUCUGUGCAUUGUAUUGGAUUUGGGAAUCAACUCUACAGCUGACGACGAUACUUCUAAUAAUUUGUACUGUGGGGAAUUUGGAUCGUUUGUCAUUGGUGGAAUAGGUGAGGUGAUCUGCCCCAUCAUAACAACAACAGUAUCGGUAACCCAAGCAGUGACCAAAGUCGCAACUACACAAGGCCAGAUCAGCACGACUCCUGUCGAAGACGAAUCUACAGUGGACAGUUCUAUCGUCAGCGUUCACAUAGCCGUCAUUGUAGGUAUCGCCAUCGGGGGACUGGUUGUCGGAGCGGCGGCGGCGUUACUAAUACAAUAUUCCGUUGCCAAGUUUGCUAAAGCCAAGGAAUUAAAGAAAAAUGCUAACCCUGGGUUAAGAUCUCCCAAUGCCCGUGGACCCUGGUUUACCGAACAUGCUUAGUAUCCCAGCAGCAGAAAUUGUGACAAAAAUGCUCAGUGAAAUUAAAUUAAUAAAGGAUCUUCAAGUUUGUAUUGUGAUUUCAACAACUUAACACUAGGAAAAAGAUACAUUUUUUUUUUAAAUUUGAGAGAGAAAAGACGAAUCGAUAUGGACGAAUUCAUUACCGAUAUUGCGGUGGUUUUAAAAUAUUAAGUCUCCCUAGAGGGCGUUAUAGAUAUGUCACGCAUGCGCAGCUUACACUUUAUUGUACAUACUUUGAUGUUUUAUACUGUUGGUUAUAUAACGAACACAAAUUAUAGAGGUUGUGGGGACUACUUUUCAGAAUGCUGUUUCACAGGACUUUUUUUUUAUUUGACUGUCAUAAUAGUUGAACUUAAUACUCUAAUGCAACAAAAUCACCGGGUGUGUAGCGUUCUAUAUCUGUAAACAUAAUGAAUCCAUCUGUUUUGUUAAAGUUUAUUGUGAAUUUAGUUUAUCAUAAUUGUGUUAUUGUGAGUACCACGUACCAUUUGCUAUAUUAUAUUCUCUGUUACGCUUGCUACCACCAACAAACAAACAAACAAAUUCGUUUGUUUUUCAAACUAUGUAUAUUUUGAUAAGAGUGAAAUAAAAAAAACACUUCUUAGUGGUUUAAAGAAAAAAA